AUGGUGGAAGGUCUCACCAUCACCAACUUGAUUGCCUUGCAGCCGCCGGCUCCAGCUGGGUGUCCACCACACACCCCUUUCGCCGGCUCCUCGAUCGAGUCGGGGAUGAAGAUCUACAAUGCAGUGCCUCUCCUCACCGCGCUGGCGCUGUGGCCGGCGACCGCCAGCGAGGCCUUCGAUGCCUUCGAUGCGGCGCCGCAGCGCCACCGAAAGCCACACCUCAAGGGACAGCAGGGAGUGGAACACCUGAAGUUCCAGCACAGCCUGGUGGCGCAGACCGCCGCGGAGGCAGAGGCCAUGCGCAGCCGAGAGGCGCAGGUCUUUGAACAGGGCCGCCACAUGCGAGCGCGUGAGGCGCUCUAUGAGAAGCACCUGGCAGAGUGCCGGGGUGACCACUUCUGCGAGAAGCAGGUGGCAGCGAAGCAGAUGCAGAUUGAGCAGCUCGUGGCCACUGGUCAAGCACCGGUCGCUGUGAUGGAGGGCCGCGAAGAAGAGCACAAGGCGCCCACUGCGGAAGCACCCAGCACAUCCUCAUGGCUUAGGCAGAAGAUGCAUCAUGCUGUAGCGAGCGUGACGGCCGCCUUGCGGUAA
Molecule: messenger RNA, 591 nt
Organism: Durusdinium trenchii
Lineage: Eukaryota; Dinophyceae; Suessiales; Symbiodiniaceae
Source: the annotation of a GenBank genome assembly